This is a messenger RNA of Thunnus maccoyii (southern bluefin tuna), 6699 nucleotides long. Its product is annotated as glutamate receptor 2-like. Gene Ontology annotation, biological process: synaptic transmission, glutamatergic; monoatomic ion transport; modulation of chemical synaptic transmission. Gene Ontology annotation, cellular component: plasma membrane; dendritic spine; postsynaptic membrane. The record is from RefSeq and is a predicted model, not a curated record. The transcript has 19 exons. Gene Ontology annotation, molecular function: transmitter-gated monoatomic ion channel activity involved in regulation of postsynaptic membrane potential; AMPA glutamate receptor activity. Lineage: Eukaryota; Metazoa; Chordata; Actinopteri; Scombriformes; Scombridae. The coding region runs from base 393 to 3044 and encodes 883 amino acids.
UUAGAUAUUUUAAAAUGAAAUUUUAUGUGCUUUCCUUACAGUAUGCAUGUGUUCCGCUUGAGUUUAUUUUAACGUGCUGCAGGCCUGCUUAUCAGUUUCCUACAGCCUUCUCUUGGUCUCAUAAACGCUGUUUCACGUUCGGUUGUCGGCUGCCCUCGGUUCUCUCUCGUGUCUCAUCGGUAUUCCUAACCUAUUCUCGGCGCGCGCCCCCAGUCCAGCAGCAGCAGCAGCGGCAGCACGCGCACCUCAGGAGACAGGACAGGGCAUCUGCAGAGCUCGAGCGAACCUGGAAUGACGCCAUGAGCUCACACCGUGUGUGAUGGAGGUGAUGUUUUGGUAGGAACCGCUAUCUCAGGCUGCUGUGGCGUCGCGUGAGGAACCUGAACACCACCAUGAAGCUGCUGUUUGUAGUGACAUUGUUCUUGCGCGAGGCGUUGUGCGGAUCUCCGAGCGUCCAGAUCGGUGGUUUAUUCCCCAGGGGUGCAGAUCAGGAGUACAGUGCAUUCAGAGUUGGCAUGGUUCAGUUUGGGAUGGCAGAUUUCAGACUGACUCCACACAUAGAUAACCUGGAGGUGGCCAACAGCUUUGCUGUCACCAACUGCUUUUGUUCUCAGUUCUCUCGAGGUGUCUACGCCAUUUUUGGUUUUUACGACAAGAAGUCAGUAAACACCAUCACAUCCUUCUGUGAGACGCUUCAUGUCUCUUUCAUCACACCUUCAUUCCCAGCAGAGGGAAUGAAUCAGUUUGUUCUCCAGAUGAGGCCGGACAUCAAAGGACCACUAGUUUCAUUAGUGGAGUACUACAAAUGGGAAAAGUUUGCCUAUCUAUACGACAGUGAUAGAGGUCUUUCUACUCUUCAGGUCAUUCUGGACACUGCAGCAGAGAAAAAAUGGGUUGUCACAGCAAUAAAUGUAGGAAACCUGAAAGAUGAGAGGAAGGAUGAAGCCUACCGCUCCCUGUUUCAGGACCUGGAAAUUCGUAAGGAGAGACGCAUCAUCCUAGACUGUGAACAAGACAAAGUCAAAGACAUCAUGGAACAGGUGAUCACUAUAGGCAGGCACGUGAAGGGAUACCACUACAUCAUUGCUAAUUUGGGUUUUGUUGAUGGCGACCUCUCUAAAAUCCAGUAUGGAGGAGCAAAUGUAUCUGGGUUUCAGCUAGUAGACUUUGAUGAUCCCGUGGUGGCAAAGUUUGACCAACGAUGGGAGGCUUUGGAAGAAAAGGAGUAUCCUGGAGCUGAUACACGGAUCAGGUACACCUCAGCCCUUACGUAUGAUGCCGUCCAUGUGAUGACUGAGGCCUUCCGCUUCCUCCACAAGCAGAGGAUAGACAUGAGUCGUCGUGGCAACAGUGGGGACUGUCUGGCCAAUCCAGCAGUGCCCUGGGCACAAGGGGUGGAGAUUGAACGUGCCCUUAAACAGGUACGUGUAGAUGGUUUAACAGGGAAUAUUCAGUUUGACCAGUACGGGAAGAGAGUCAACUACUCAGUGACAGUCAUGGAGCUGAAGAACAACGGACCUGUGAAGAUUGGCUAUUGGAAUGAGGUGGAUAAGAUGGUGGUGACAAAGUCAGACCUUUACCCUAACGACACCAUGGGAAUGGAGAACAAGACAGUCAUCGUUACAACUAUACUGGAAGCCCCCUACGUGAUGCUCAAAAAGAAUGCUGAGCUGUUUCAAGACAAUGACCGCUAUGAAGGAUACUGUGUUGACCUGGCUGCGGAGAUUGCAAAGCACUGUGGUAUACGCUACCAGCUAAGGAUAGUGGGAGAUGGCAAAUAUGGAGCAAGAGAUGCAGAAACCAAGAUCUGGAAUGGGAUGGUUGGAGAGCUGGUGUAUGGGAAAGCAGAUAUAGCAGUUGCUCCCCUGACGAUCACUCUUGUUCGUGAAGAGGUAAUAGAUUUCUCCAAACCCUUCAUGUCUUUGGGAAUCUCCAUCAUGAUCAAAAAGCCACAGAAAUCCAAGCCAGGAGUUUUCUCCUUUCUGGACCCGCUGGCCUAUGAAAUCUGGAUGUGCAUCGUCUUUGCCUAUAUAGGUGUCAGUGUUGUACUCUUUCUGGUAUCCAGAUUCAGCCCUUAUGAGUGGACACUGGAGGAGCCAGAGGAUGGAGCAUUGCCGCUGACAACAGAAUCAACCAAUGAGUUUGGGAUCUUCAACUCCCUUUGGUUCUCUUUGGGUGCUUUCAUGCGGCAGGGUUGUGACAUCUCACCAAGGUCUCUGUCAGGUCGCAUAGUGGGAGGUGUGUGGUGGUUUUUCACUCUGAUCAUCAUCUCAUCGUACACUGCCAACCUGGCUGCCUUCCUGACGGUGGAGAGGAUGGUUUCUCCCAUUGAGAGUGCUGAAGACCUGGCUAAACAGACAGAGAUAGCAUAUGGAACCUUGGACUCUGGAUCCACCAAGGAGUUCUUCAGGCGCUCUAAAAUUGCCUUGUUUGACAAAAUGUGGCAGUACAUGAAAUCAGCAGAACCUUCUGUCUUCGUCAAGAAAACAUCAGAGGGUGUCCUGCGUGUCAGGAAGUCCAAAGGGAAGUAUGCCUACCUGCUGGAGUCUACCAUGAACGAGUACAUUGAGCAGAGGAAACCCUGCGACACCAUGAAAGUGGGAGGAAACCUGGACUCCAAAGGCUACGGCAUUGCCACGCCUAAAGGAUCCCCAUUAAGAAAUGCGGUGAACCUGGCGGUGUUAAAGUUGAACGAGCAGGGGCUGCUGGACAAACUGAAAAACAAGUGGUGGUAUGACAAGGGAGAAUGCGGCAGCGGAGGAGGGGAGAGCAAGGAGAAGACCAGUGCUCUUUCUCUCAGUAACGUAGCAGGAGUCUUCUACAUCCUGGUUGGAGGUCUGGGUCUGGCCAUGAUGGUAGCGCUGGUAGAGUUCUGCUACAAGAGCCAUGCUGAAGCCAAAAAAAUGAAGAUGAAAUUCACAGAUGCUAUGCGCUCCAAAGCUCGUCUGUCCAUCACAGGAUCGACUAGUGAGAAUGGUCGUGUCCCAGUGGCUUACCUCCGUCCAGGAUUACCCAUGAGCCUCAGCAUGACUGAUCUCUCCUGACCAUGCCCAAGCCAGUGCCUUACAGCCAAUCAACACACAUCCUCCCUUCCCCUCUGAAAGUGAAUGGAAAUACUUGUUAUCUUCUUCGUAGACCAAUCACCACUCACCGUGGGUCAUCUGCCCUGAUUCUCAAUCUGGAGUUUAGCCAAUCAUAUCUCUCUGAGGACUCCUGAUCUCACUUUCUAACAUCUAACCUGGAGAGACUGGAAAGCUGUUGUCCUUCUACCACUUGGCUGUCAAGCUUCAGCAAAGACCUGCCCACCUACGAAGCGAAUCAUGUGGCCAACAGCAAGAAAGAUGGCUGGUCACUCACAAAUUCAUGAAAAACAAUCAAGCACAGUUGACAGUUUUCUAAACUAAACACACAUUGUUUCAUAGAUUUUUGCCAUGAAGACUCCUCUUGUAUAGAAAAUAAGGACAAUAGUGAUGCUGGCAAUAAUAACAUUAAUCAGGGAUGUGAUCAGGAAUUGUGGGUAGAAUCUUGGUUAAAAUGAGUGCAAGUGCUUUGAACAAAAACUGAUGUCCUGAAAAAUCACAUCCAUGAAAUAAUAGUAAUUGUGUUAACAGAUAAUGAUGUUAUUGUUGCUAAUUGCUUCCCUUAUUUCUGCCUGAAAAUCCCUAAUUAGUAGAGACUUUUACCAGACCCAAGAGAUGCAUGGACUGGCACACACACACACACACACACACACACACACACACACACACACACACACACACACACACACACACAAACAAACACGUACAUACAUACAUACAUACCAUGAUACACAGGGAUGGGCAAAAACAAGUCAUAAUGUACAUUGAUACAAAAUAAUUAUACUUGAGAAUAUGAGAGAAUGAAUGGGGUGAAAGCAGCACAUUAACUGUAUCAAUUUUCACUGGGAUUUAUUAAUUUUUCAAUAACAAAAACUUAAGCCAACAGCAUAAUUUGAAAAACUCGUAGGUGUUUAAAUAAAAUGUGCUACACCACCCAUUGAUAGAUUUAAUGAUCAAACAAAAGCCUUUAUAUGCACAAUUAUUCAGACACAUGCCUAUAUAUACUGCUUCAUUUGAUAAGGUCAGUUAGUAUUUGGAUCUUGGUGGUCUCAUGCUUACAAGUUAUGCAGUAUCCUUAUUAAGUUUUGUAGGGUUUUAACUGAAGUAUUAUUGGAAAUGACUUACUAGUUUGUAUUUUGCACUUCUUUAUGAGUAAUAGCUUAAGAUUCAAAGUUGUUGUGUUGGCUGUGUGAAACACACAACUCCUCUACCAUAUAAUUGUCAGAUAGCAUGUAGGAAAAGGGUGUGAUGACCAUUAUAAAUUAUCAGUUAAAUCAGUCAGUUAAACUACUUUUGCUUUUAGUGUUAACAAAAGCUACAGUUAAUGCAUUGUUUAUAGGAUAUUAACCAGGGUAGGCUCACCCACAGCAGAAAAACGCUGGAGUUAGUCCCCAUGAGUGAACACAAGGGCCAGCUGGGGAUUAAAUCUUGGUAACUGCACAAGUGAUUCUGAGUGGUUGAUAAAUGAAGUUUCACUUGUAGGUGAAAAGAAGGAGCUGGUGACUUAGUGUGUGUAGGUAGAAGCAAGCUGUAGUACAAGCUGUCUAGGUCAACAGAGGGAGUCAACAUUCACAGGCACGUUGUCUAAAUUGGAGCUUGAAUCAAACUUGCAAGUAGAAAUGAACUUUGGCAAUAUCAUCAUGCUAACCUGGUAAGGGUUAUAUGAAAUUUCAAAUGACAUUGCAUUUGUCGUAAGUUGAGUUCUGCUACCUCAUCUGAACAUGAUGGGUCCCACCAGUGUAUCUGGCUUGUCAUGGGUUGAAAGGAGACACAUGAUGCCCGGCGGGAAGAGGUCAAGACAGAUCUUUAAGACAUAGUACAAGCCGGUUGUGUGUCUCUGGGUUUUGUCAUGACAUGUAGUACAUCAGUUGCUGUAUUGGCAGCACUCACAGCCCAGUCACUGUAGUUAUGCACAUAAGUCAAAGGAAAAUAGUGCAGUAUUAAUUAAAAUAGAAGCUAUCAGACGUGCAUGAGUUGGACAACUGAAAAAUGUGCCUGAAACGUGUCUGUUGUAGUCAGUAUUUUCAACCAGUGACUAUUAGCCUAGAUAUAAAUUAUUGUUCUCUCAUUCAGAAAAUGCAGGUUAUGUGAAGAUAUUUUCACUUGCACAAUGAUGAAAAGGGAGAGGACAGAAAUUGUGGAUAAGUGGCAAACAAUGAAUGCAAUGUUUUUUGUCCCAAAAAACAAACACAAUAUGGCCACUAUCAUUAUAUAUCGAACAUGGAUUUGCAAAUAUCAGUACUUUUGUAUUCCAAGGACAUGACAUGUUACAGAUCUCCAUUUAUUUUUUAGGCAAGUGACUGAGUGUGUUUGACUUACAACCAGUAGUGUGUUUGAUAAAGAAUGUUGCUGGAUGCUACUGCACUACCUAAACACAUAUUGAUAUUGAACGAACAUCAUCUGGGUUAUUUCCUCAGACUGGACAAAGCUCCCCCAGAGCCACAGAAGACAUUAUACAACUGUUUUCACAAGCUAAGGAGGACUAAAUUGGUGGGGUGCCCCUUUCAAAUACAUAUGAGGAGUACUCAUAUGUCAGCCCAUCCCUGUCUAUAGGUCAACAUACCAAUACAACACAACAACAUAUAGACAAAUAUACCAUAUCAGCACAAACUGACAUAUUCAUACAUUAUCACAUGAUACACACGUCUACACUAACAUUUGCACGCACACAUGCACAUAACCUUGUCACAUGAGUUCUGAAGCCAACUGGAUUAUGUGCCAAACAGACUUAGAACCAAUCAGAGCUCUCCAUGCUCAGCAAAUGGCAGCUGCUGAUACUGAAACCUGAGCCAAUAGGAGCUCUCAUUGCUGUGAGGUGGACAAACAACUGUGAACAAAAACCUUCCUUUUAAUUAAUAUACUGCACUUAUCAUGGCAAUGAAGAUGAGGAGGACGACGAGAGUGCGAAGAGAACGUUUGCAUGUCACUUUGAGUUUUUUCUUUCAGAUGAACUGGACAGCCUGAAGCGUUGUGCCUGGCUGCAUUUUAGUGUUUAAUAGUAAUAAGAAUAAUAUUAACAAUAUUAAUUGCAGUAUUAAUGUGGUUCUUGUUAUGUAUAGUGUAUGCUUUUAAGAACUCAAGUCUGCUAUUUUCUUUCACCAGGAAGCUGUUAUUUGUGCUGCUAGUUAGAGGCUAGCUGGUUAGCUGAAAAAGCUUCUUCCACAACAUGAGAAAUGGCCAAGACGUGAUAAAUGCCAGGUAAAGUGGAGCUGAAAAUGUCAAGGUUUCCACUUCCAUUUCUUCUCAUGGACUCCAUAUCAUUUUUGCAAUGACCACAUGUGAUAAUUAUUGUGAGAAUUUCCUGGUGUUAUCAAAAAGUGUCAAUGGCUUAUCACAGAAUGGCUCUCAAACAUGUCAACCAUGGAGAGAAAUGUGAAAAUGGCAGUUAAGGAAUGACUCACUUUUGACUUUGCCUCUGGUUUAACUUCAUUUUCUAUUAAACUCAUCAAUUUUGACCAAAAUCUUGUAAAUUGCUUUUCAACAGAGCAAAUUAAGUCUUGAAUAUAAAUGGAAAUGCCAAACAUCUACCACAACAGAUGUGACCUGACCAGUUUCAGUAUAUAUAAAACAUGGUUGCCACAAAACACUGUUGUUGAAAAAACACAACACAUGCAGAGAA